Molecule: messenger RNA, 3149 nt
Organism: Notechis scutatus (mainland tiger snake)
Lineage: Eukaryota; Metazoa; Chordata; Lepidosauria; Squamata; Elapidae
Gene: SATB2
Product: SATB homeobox 2
Biological process (GO): regulation of transcription by RNA polymerase II; chromatin remodeling
Molecular function (GO): DNA-binding transcription factor activity, RNA polymerase II-specific; RNA polymerase II cis-regulatory region sequence-specific DNA binding
Source: RefSeq, a predicted model, not a curated record
UAGGAAGAGAGGAAGGAGGAAGCAGCGGGGGGGGGGGGGGGAGAAAGUAGGAGGGAUAGAGAAGGGAGGAAGCGGGGCUGUUGUUAUUUUGGAUUCCAAGAAUCGGGAGGAGGUAGAGAGAGGGAGGGAGAGAGGGAGGGGAAAAAGAGGCAUCACUACCAUCACCACCACCCCCAAAAUUCCCAAAGCAAAGAAGGACAACCCCAGAAAGGACUCACUUUGCUUGAUGACUCAACGCAACUAAUAAUCAUUUGUCUCCUCUGGCGAAUCCCUCGUGUUGCUGCGGCUGCUUAUGUUGGCUGGAAAAGGGAGAGAUUGAAAGUGACACAUCGGGCGCAGCUCGGGGCUUACCGGAGAUCAGACCACCGGCUUCUGCUGCCACUGCCGCCGCUAGUCCGACAGAGUGUCCCCUUUCGGAAACAGCCUCUCCACCCCUUUGCUUCCCCCUCCCCCUCUUAUUUCUUUCCCCCCUUUUUGCCGAAGGGCUGAGAAACCGCCCUCCGCCUCCUUCCCUCCCGAUCCCAGAAGUCUCACCUCUCUUUUCCAGUUGCCACCUCGGGUGCCCUUUUAGGAAGAGCUCUUUCCUCAAAGCAUCAAGCCAUUUCAGGCGCAAGAGGACUAGGCACCCUAACUCGGGAACGAAAAAAAAACGGGGAAAAAAACCCCCUCCCCAAACUUAAGGCGUCAGUGGGGUGGGAUACUGGGGAGAAGCGAAAAAGGCAAAGAAGAAAAUAACGUAGCAAGAGGAGCCAAGAAAACUUUCCAUCCUGGAUUCGCUACUUUUGAUCCAUGGACAGAGCCCAAGUCAGCCAAGUUACGGACAGAGUAUAAGCAGUCCUUGCUCAUUUUAUUGUGACCUGCCUGUGGGAACGUUGUCUCCAACUCAAAGUAAUAUGGAUCGGAGAAGUGAGAGUCCCUGCCUAAGGGAUAGCCCAGAGAGAGGGAGCUGCAGCCCUGAUGUCAAAGGUCCUCCCCCGGUGAAGGUGGCCAGGCUUGAACAGAAUGGCAGCCCUAUGGGAGCCAGAGGGAGGCUCAAUGGUUCUGUCACCAAAUCAGUGGGAGGUUUGAUGAUCCCCGUCUUUUGUGUUGUGGAACAACUGGACACUUCCCUUGAAUAUGACAAUCGAGAAGAACAUGCAGAAUUUGUUCUGGUUCGUAAAGAUGUGCUUUUUAGUCAGCUAGUGGAGACUGCGCUCCUGGCUCUCGGUUAUUCUCACAGCUCUGCAGCUCAGGCACAAGGAAUAAUCAAACUUGGGAAAUGGAAUCCUCUUCCAUUAAGUUAUAUGACAGAUGCACCUGAUGCAACAGUAGCUGACAUGUUACAAGAUGUCUACCAUGUUGUGACACUGAAAAUUCAAUUACAAAGUUGUUCAAAGCUAGAAGAUUUGCCAGCAGAACAGUGGAACCAUGCCACAGUCCGCAAUGCCUUAAAGGAAUUGCUCAAAGAGAUGAAUCAAAGCACGUUAGCCAAAGAAUGCCCUCUCUCCCAGAGUAUGAUAUCAUCCAUUGUAAAUAGCACGUAUUAUGCAAAUGUGUCAGCUACUAAGUGCCAGGAAUUUGGAAGAUGGUAUAAAAAGUACAAGAAAAUUAAAGUGGAACGAGUUGAAAGAGACAACCUGUCAGAAUAUUGUGUUCUUGGUCAACGUCCCAUGCACUUACCGAAUAUCAACCAGCUGGCAACUUUGGGCAAAACAAAUGAACAAUCUCCUCAUGGUCAAAUUCAUCACAGUACUCCAAUCAGAAACCAAGUGCCAACGUUACAACCAAUCAUGAGCCCUGGUCUUCUUACACCUCAACUCAGCCCACAGCUUGUAAGGCAGCAAAUAGCAAUGGCCCAUUUGAUAAACCAACAGAUUGCAGUAAGUCGGCUCUUGGCUCAUCAGCAUCCACAGGCAAUUAACCAACAGUUUCUAAAUCAUCCACCUAUCCCUAGAACAAUCAAACCAGAACCAACAAAUUCAUCAGUGGAAGUAUCUCCAGAUAUCUACCAGCAAGUCAGGGAUGAGCUGAAAAGGGCCAGUGUCUCCCAGGCGGUCUUUGCAAGAGUGGCUUUCAAUCGCACACAGGGAUUGCUAUCAGAGAUACUGCGUAAAGAAGAAGACCCUAGAACAGCUUCCCAAUCCCUCCUGGUAAAUCUGAGGGCAAUGCAGAAUUUCCUCAACCUACCUGAGACAGAGCGAGAUCGUAUAUAUCAGGAUGAGAGAGAGAGGAGUAUGAACCCCAAUGUGAGCAUGGUGUCUUCAGCUGCCAGCAGUCCAAGUUCCUCCAGAACCCCCCAGGCCAAAACCUCAACACCGACAACAGACCUCCCCAUUAAGGUGGACGGAGCCAACAUCAACAUCACAGCUGCCAUUUAUGACGAGAUCCAACAGGAGAUGAAAAGGGCCAAGGUGUCUCAGGCUCUGUUUGCCAAAGUAGCUGCCAACAAAAGUCAGGGUUGGUUGUGUGAGCUGUUGCGUUGGAAAGAAAACCCAAGCCCUGAAAAUCGAACACUUUGGGAAAAUCUGUGCACCAUUCGGCGAUUCCUGAAUCUUCCCCAACAUGAGAGGGAUCUCAUCUAUGAAGAAGAAUCUCGGCAUCAUCACAGCGAACGUAUGCAGCAUGUUGUCCAACUUACUCCUGAGCCUGUACAGGUGCUUCAUAGACAGCAAUCUCAGCCAGCAAAGGAAAACUCCCCACCAAGGGAAGAGGCUCCACCCCCACCUGCAGAAGAUGCAUCUACAAAAAAGCCAAGAUCCCGUACUAAGAUUUCAUUAGAGGCUUUGGGCAUCCUUCAGAGUUUCAUCCAUGACGUUGGCCUUUAUCCAGACCAGGAGGCCAUCCACACUUUAUCUGCCCAGUUGGAUCUGCCCAAGCACACCAUCAUUAAAUUCUUCCAGAACCAGCGUUACCAUGUAAAGCAUCACGGGAAACUAAAAGAGCAUUUAGGUACAGUGGUAGAUGUGGCAGAGUAUAAAGAUGAAGAGCUGCUGACUGAGUCAGAGGAGAAUGACAGUGAGGAGAGUUCUGAGGAAAUGUACAAAGUGGAAACUGAAGAAGAGAAUUCAGAAAAAAACAAACCAACUACUUCAGAGACUGAGCAGAGAUAAUGUGAAAAUAUCACAGGCAAAGCAAUACAUGGUUCCAAUAUUUUUUUUUGCUUCUUUCAG